This is a messenger RNA of Cariama cristata (Red-legged seriema), 1349 nucleotides long. It is a transcript of the gene PDIK1L, whose product is annotated as PDLIM1 interacting kinase 1 like. Gene Ontology annotation, biological process: protein phosphorylation. The record is from RefSeq and is a predicted model, not a curated record. The transcript has 2 exons. Gene Ontology annotation, molecular function: ATP binding; protein kinase activity. Lineage: Eukaryota; Metazoa; Chordata; Aves; Cariamiformes; Cariamidae. The coding region runs from base 34 to 1059 and encodes 341 amino acids.
UUCCCCCCUUCCCCAGAAGCCUUGAUCUUGAAGAUGGUGAGUAGCCAGCCUAAGUACGAUCUAAUACGGGAGGUUGGUCGUGGCAGUUAUGGUGUGGUGUACGAAGCAGUCGUCAGGAAGACCUCUGCACGGGUCGCGGUGAAAAAGAUUCGGUGCCAUGCUCCAGAGAACGUGGAACUAGCUCUGCGUGAGUUCUGGGCACUUAGCAGUAUCAAGAGCCAGCAUCCCAACGUCAUUCACCUGGAAGAGUGCAUCUUGCAGAAAGAUGGUAUGGUGCAGAAGAUGUCCCAUGGCUCCAGUUCCUCCCUUUAUUUACAGCUUGUAGAGACCUCAUUAAAAGGAGAAAUAGUCUUUGACCCCAGAAGUGCUUAUUACCUCUGGUUUGUAAUGGAUUUCUGUGAUGGAGGAGAUAUGAAUGAGUAUCUAUUGUCCCGAAAGCCGAACCGCAAGACCAACACCAGUUUCAUGCUUCAGCUCAGCAGCGCGCUGGCGUUCCUGCACAAAAAUCAGAUUAUUCACCGUGAUCUCAAACCUGACAAUAUUCUGAUAUCUCAGAGCAGGAUGGAUGCUAGUGACUUGGAGCCUACCCUCAAAGUAGCUGAUUUUGGGCUGAGCAAAGUAUGUUCAGCCUCAGGACAGAAUCCCGAGGAACCAGUCAACGUAAAUAAGUGUUUUCUAUCAACUGCAUGCGGAACUGACUUCUAUAUGGCCCCUGAAGUCUGGGAAGGACACUACACUGCCAAAGCAGACAUCUUUGCCUUGGGGAUUAUAAUCUGGGCGAUGUUGGAAAGAAUCACAUUCAUAGAUACAGAAACAAAGAAGGAACUUCUGGGGAGUUAUGUCAAGCAGGGGACAGCGAUUGUGCCUGUUGGAGAGGCGCUUCUAGAAAACCCUAAAAUGGAACUGCUCAUCCCCGUAAAGAAAAAAUCCAUGAAUGCUCGAAUGAAACAGCUGAUCAAGGAAAUGCUGGCUGCCAACCCGCAGGACCGACCCGAUGCUUUUGAACUAGAACUGCGAUUAGUCAACAUAGCUUUUAAAGACAGCAGCUGGGACACGUGAGCUGCCGAGUCGCAUCCCUCUCGACAGAGCUGCUUCUGGCCUGACUGAUGGUGCAAUUUAAUGGCAGUAAAAGAAAUGAGCCUGAACUCAAACCUGCAGGGUGUAGUUUCUACCAAACGAAUCUCUUUUUGAGUUUCAUAACUGAUACGAAUGCGAGUUGGCCGUUGUGUUAACGAUGCAUUGAUGUGUAUAAUACCAGGAUGUGACAUGGAAGUGUAAGAUGUGACGAUGUCCGUUUGUGUACGCUGGCAGUGGGAUGUCCUAAGAGCUGAGACUUGAUUUCCAGCACU